AUGUCUUGGGGUGCUAGAAGCAUAUUCAAGAGUAUUUAUCACUUGCGAGGUGGCCUUAGAAGAACCAUAGCUAAUGGUAAGAGCAUAAAGGUGGAGCAUGACUGGUGGGUGACUGAUAAAAUUAUCAAAUGCAAGGACAGUCAGCUUACUUCCACAGUGCAAAAACCAGUUCUUAUCAGUGAUUUGCUUGACGAGCAGGGCAAAUGGAAGGUGGGUUUAGUAUGGAAAUGGUUUAGCCCCGUUAUAGCAAAGGAUAUCCUUGCUAUUCACCCCGGUAACCAACUGCAAUCUGAUGGUUGGGAUUGGGGUCCUUCGAGUACAGGGCAUUUCUUUAAGAUCGGGAUAUUGGCAAGCACAGGAUUGACGCAGCAUUGGAAGCAGAGAUGGGACUCAGGGACUAAAACUGAUGGACAAAGGGGUCGAAUGGCAGCCACCAGGGAAGCUGAGGGCAGACACCAGAGUUCAUGUGCAAACCAAGCCAAUGACCAACCAGCAAACCAGAGGUACACUAUCAUCAUUGAUGGUGCUUGGAAGAAAGUGGAUAGCAAGCUUAGCAAGGCAUGGAGAGCAGCUGUUGGGUGGGUAAUUAAAGAUAGAGAUUUGCAGUUAACAGAUGAUCAGCUAAAGAAUUUCACUUUAUCUGAAAUAGAAAUUUUUUUGCAAAGUAAUGGUAGCACACUUCGAAAAUAUCCCAUGAUACCUUUUCCAGAUGAUAUGCUCAUGUUAGAAGGAAGAAACAAGUUGAUUCAAGAUGAGUUGCAGUAUGAUAAAUCAUCAUUACAACAAGAACAUGAGGCCCUUUGUUCAAGUCUUACCGAUGAGCAGAAAGAGGUGUACAAUAAAAUCAUGAGUGCGGUUUCAAAAGAUGAGGGAGGUGUUUUCUUCAUAUAUGGCUAUGGUGGCACGGGUAAAACUUUCAUUUGGAGAACUCUAUGCGCUGCUAUAAGAUCCAAAGGAGAAAUUGUGCUCCCUGUUGUUUCAAGUGGAAUUGCAUUACUUCUCCUUCCCCGAGGAAGAACAACUCACUCUAGGUUUAAAAUACCUUUGAAUGUAACGGAAGACUCAACAUGCAAUAUAAAAUUGGGAAGUGAUUUGGCGGAGCUUUUAAAAAAGACAAAGCUUAUCAUUUGGGAUGAAGCUCCUAUGGUAAAUAAAUUAUGUUUUGAAGCACUAGACAAAAGUUUAAGAGAUGUUUUAAGGCCUUCAGAACAACCAUUUGGGGGUAAGGUAGUUGUCUUUGGAGGAGAAUUUCAACAAAUCCUUCCAGUUAUCUCGAAGGGAAAUAUAAGAGAAUUUUCAGAGUGGAUAUUAAAAAUUGGAGAUGGUACGGUAGGAGAGCCAAAUGAUGGUGAAGGUACUAUAGAAAUUCCUGAUGACAAUCUGAUAAAGGAAGCAACAAAUUCGAUCGAAGCAAUUGUCGAUAGUACUUAUCCAUCUAUUCUUCAGAAUUUGUGGGAUCCAAAAUACUUUCUAGAUAGAGCAAUUUUAGCACCAACUCACGAAAAUGUUGAAGCUAUAAAUGAUUAUAUGUUAUCUUUAAUGCUAGGUGAAGAAAUAGAGUACUUGAGUUCUGACAGCAUAUGUCAAGCAGAUACAACCAUGGGAAUUGAAGACUUUUAUCCACCCGAGUUCCUAAACACCAUUAGAUGCUCCGGUUUGCCAAAUCACCGGCUAAUAUUGAAGGUUGGUGUUCCUGUCAUGCUUCUCAGAAAUAUUGAUCAGUCUUCUUGCUUAUGUAAUGGUACCCGAUUGUUGAUAACUCAGCUAGGAAAGUAUGUUGUUGAAGCCAAAAUAAUUUCAAGUAGUAACAUUGGGCAUAAAGUGUUCAUUCCUAGAAUGGUCCUAAGCCCAUCGGAUACUACCACUUUGCCAAUCAAGCUUCAGCGUAGAAAAUUUCCAUUGGUAGUUUGUUUUGCUAUGACAAUAAAUAAAAGCCAAGGUCAAUCACUCUCACAUGUUGGUUUAUAUCUACCAAGACCGGUUUUUAGUCAUGGUCAGCUUUAUGUUGCAAUCUCCAAAGUUACAAACAAGAAAGGUUUGAAGGUUCUAAUAUGUGAUAAGGACGGAAAUAUUGCUAACACUACAAACAAUGUAGUAUACAAAGAAGUAUUUCAAAAUUUGCCAUGA
Chenopodium quinoa (quinoa) is the source of this 2127-nucleotide messenger RNA. RefSeq lists its product as uncharacterized. NCBI's taxonomy places the organism in Eukaryota, Viridiplantae, Streptophyta, Magnoliopsida, Caryophyllales, Amaranthaceae. Gene Ontology annotation, molecular function: DNA helicase activity. Bases 1 to 2127 code for a protein of 708 amino acids. The transcript is spliced from 5 exons. The record is from RefSeq and is a predicted model, not a curated record. Gene Ontology annotation, biological process: telomere maintenance; DNA repair.